CUAAACAGACAGGUUGCGGCAAGUUGAGGCGGGAGCACAUUUCCUUCAGGUUUUUCUUUGGUUCUUCUUCAAUCGCAUCAAUCUUAGAAUUCAGUCGAGAAUAUGGAGCUAGAUAGAGUGCACUGGGAUGAUUCCAUGAUUGUCAGAGCCAUGGAUGAAGCAAUGUUGAAGUAUAAGACAAUGCAUGGAUAUGAAGUCCGCCGUGUUUCAGCCGAGGGAGGAGGCGUUUUUAAGGGUUGCGGUAAGAGUGACGAACCAAGAAGGAGUGUAGAUGAAGAGAGCUAUAUUGGAGCAAAUGAUGUUAUGUUUGAAGUCAAUGAGACUACAAAUACCUCAGAAGCUAAGGAAAAUAUCAGUGUAGAGCCAUGUCCUAUAUCUUGUACAGAUUUUUCAGCCGCCCUAUAUGUGAAAGAGACGGAACAGGAGACCGUUGAGGACUCCAAUUUAAAUCUAAAAGGUGAAGAUGGCUAUAACGAGCUACUCAAGCAGUAUUACGAGCUUGAGGAGAAGAGGCAGAAGGUUCUAGAACAGCUUUAUCAAUGUGGUGCUGGUGGUUGGAACUACCAGGAUGUCGGUGCAGGGUCUGACAUUGGAAAUCAAUGGGGAACAUCUGCUGCUUAUCAAGAACACCCAGUCUCUGCAAGCCAACCUUCUCUUAACCAGACAAUACCGUCUUACUCGCCCUCCAGUUAUCCAAUUUCAGCUGGUCCUCAAAGUUCGUCCCAUGCUGAUGGUGACAUAAUCAAAACUGCAAUGGAUUCUGCAGCAAGAGCUAUAUCGUCCAUAAAGACUGUAAAUAAAGUUCACAUAGAGAAAGAAAGCGAGGGACAUGAUGGGAUAAUGCCUCAAAGGGGUGCUAGCUCUGAAACAGACCUUACUACUGUGUUAAAUGCUUGGUAUUCUGCAGGCUUCUACACUGGCAAAUACCUUGUGGAGCAAUCUCAGGCCAAGAAAUGAUGAACACCAGGCUCAUCUUACCAAUUUCCCCCACUUUUGAUACCCACCCAUGGCAUAUGUGUGCUAUGAGUUUGAAUUUUGAUCUAAAUGAGUUUGAAUUUGGCUCUGAUCAAACUAUAGUUCAACUAGUUAAGACAUAUAUUCUCGACCAAGAGGUAAGUUUGUUCAAUCUUUUCAUUCCACGUGUUGUU
Molecule: messenger RNA, 1148 nt
Organism: Cucurbita moschata (crookneck pumpkin)
Lineage: Eukaryota; Viridiplantae; Streptophyta; Magnoliopsida; Cucurbitales; Cucurbitaceae
Exons: 6
Coding region: 103-957 (284 amino acids)
Source: RefSeq, a predicted model, not a curated record